Erythranthe guttata (spotted monkey flower) is the source of this 2512-nucleotide messenger RNA. The record is from RefSeq and is a predicted model, not a curated record. NCBI's taxonomy places the organism in Eukaryota, Viridiplantae, Streptophyta, Magnoliopsida, Lamiales, Phrymaceae.
UAGUUACUGGUUUCCCAAUUCCCCUCCUGGUGUCUCGAACCCAUGAUCAAAUGGUUUUAGGUGAAAGUGCUUACCAACUGGCUACCUUGUCUUGACUCCAUCAACUAUUAAUUUGUCCAUGCUUACCUUGUUUUGUUUUAAUGUGAAAAAUAUAAUUCAAUCCUGUAAAUACAAGAACAAGAGAUAAUGGACAAAAGAAAUUUAUGGUCUUCCGAUCACAAUGUUCUUCAUCAACUUUGAGCAGUCACCAACACUUCAUUUAGAACACUCGUAAGAUUUUACAUAGUAAAAUUCACUUUCACAUAUCACAAAGACCGACCAUAGAGCCUUACUCAUUCCACUAGAGUAUCUUCCUGAUGCGUAUCUAACUAAUUUCACAGAUCUAAUUUUAUCCCGAUGUUGAGAUGCGUACUUCUCUCCAUGUUUAUUGUAUCUAGAUUGUGCUUAGAUAACCAUUUGAUCCCCAUGGAAGAAUAAAUGGUUACAAGAGUACGCUCCAAGCAUGUCCGAUCCAAAAGUCGAUUAUGAGUGAGUGACUACCUUCUUAUAACUUCCUUUCGCUUUCAUGCAUGUAGCUUUAUUUCGUUGAACUUUGAUCGUUCAAUCUGAAUUAUAUCCAUUUGCAUAUACAUAUUGACAGUUGUUUAUAUAUCAUGAAUAUUAUAAUGUAGGGAAUGUAUGAGAAUUUGAAAACAAGAAUAGAGGAUCGGUGCAUAAUGAGUUCGCAAGCGGCUAAAGAUUUUGGUGAAGGGGCAACAAACGAUUUUACCAUCCAAGAAGAUCAUCCUGCUGUAAUUCAGGUUAUCUCGGAAACUAAAGAUGUGCGAGGUUGUGCAAUGCCGAAUCUCAUUUAUGUAUCAAGACAGAAGAGCCUUACAUCCCCCCACCAUUUCAAGGCUGGAGCCCUUAAUGUUCUCGUAAGAAAUUCAGAACUCUACACAUUAAACAAAACAAUUAGUUAUUUUUUUUACAUUCUCGUAUCCUCAAUAUUUGUUAUUUUUAUAUAUUUAUAUAUAUGUGUGUGCGCGCGCGCGUAUGCAUGUUUUUACGUGAAACAGCUUCGAGUAUCAUCAAUAAUGACCAAUGCUCCAAUAGUUCUGACAUUGGAUUGUGACAUGAUAUCCAAUGAUCCAUCAACACCUCAACAAAUGCUAUGUUUUUUUAUGGAUAGUUCAGUGAAGUCGAAUCUAGGAUAUGUUCAGUUCCCUGUUCGUUUCAAUGGUGUUAACAAGGCUGAUAUUUAUGGAUCCGAGUUUAAGAGAAUGUAUCAUAUAAAUCCAAUGGGCUUAAAUGGUCUUUCGGGCCCCGAUUACUUUGGGACUGGUACAUUUUUCAAUCGACAAGUCUUUUUUGGUGGACCAUCAUCCUCAAAGAAUACCGAGCUCGAAUAUGUUGUCAAGAAGCCUAUCAAUAAUCAUGCUAUUUUAGAGUCAGCACAUAAUAUGGCAAGCUGCGAUUAUGAGAACCAAAGCGAUUGGGGAUUAAAGAAAGGAUUCAGAUAUGGUUCCUUGGUGGAGGACUACUUCACCGGUUAUCAGCUACACUGCCAAGGUUGGAAAUCAAUAUUUUGCAAUCCUAAAAGGGCAUCAUUUUUAUCUGAGAUGCCAAUUUCCCUUCACGAAAUGAUAACGCAAACCAAGAGAUGGUCCGUCGGACUUCUUGAAGUGUCUUUCUCAAAGUAUAGUCCAUUAACGUUCGGUACAAAAUCUCUCGGACCACUCAUGGCUCAUUGUUACUCUUACUAUGCUUUCGGUCCUAGUUGGUCAAUCCCUAUCUUGUUCUACGCUUUCCUUCCUCAAAUUUAUAUGCUCCACAAUAUCUCCAUUUUUCCAAAGGUGUCAGAUCCAUGGUUUUUGUUGUACAUGUUCCUAUUUGUUGGUGCUUAUGGACAAGACUUGUUGGAGUUCAUCUUAGAACAAGGGACAACUCUAAGAUGGUGGAGUGAUCAAAGAAUGUGGCUUGUUCGAGGACUUUCUUCUGAUUUUUUCGGAACAUUGGAAUACGUAAGCAAUCGCUUGGGCAUUGCCUCAAGAGGAUUUAAUGUGACUACAAAAGUAAACGAUAAUGAACAGAGGACGCAAUAUGAUAACGGAAAAUUCCAAUUUGGGGUUGUCUCUCCCGUGUUUAUGCCGUUUUCAACGGCUGCAAUCGUAAAUUUAAUUGCAGUUUUUGGAGGGUUCUUGCAACUGUUGAGGGGCACAAUUUUACUUGAUGAGUUUUUGGGCCAAAUUAUUAUUUCCAGUUUCGGGAUGGUGAAUAGCUGGCCUGUUUACGAAGCAAUGUUCUUCAGAACUGAUAAAGGAAGAAUGCCCACAAAGAUAACCAUCUUUUCAGUUAUUCUUGCAUGGCUUCUCAUCUCUUUGAUGACAAAGAUGUAAGAUUUAAUACACUUUUAUUUCAAUGGUUAAGCGAAAAAAAUGGCCAAUACUCCUUGGGUAUGUAUUAUAAUAAUAAAAACAAGGAAAAUUAUGGUUAUUUUUAUUUAUAAUUUCAAUAAAAGUAUAUUACUUCA